ACAGACGGUGGACACAAUUUCCAGCCGAACCAAACGGAAGAGAACCGGAAGUGCAUCGGAGGCGCGGCUGUUUUGAGACCUGGAAACCGCUUCGAGCCGGGAGAUGGAUCGGUACUUGCUGCUGGUGAUAUGGGGAGAAGGAAAGUUUCCACUGGUGGCCAGUGAGGAAGCAGAGCAUGGACCAGAGGUGUCGUCGAGUGGCUGUAGCGAGAAACAGCCUGAUUUUGCAGCCGCAAAUGUUUAUCACCUCCUAAGAAGAAGCAUUAGUGCUUCCAUCAGCCCCGAGGAUAGUGCUUUCCCUGCCUGUUCAGUGGGCGGCGUUCCUGGCUCCAAGAAGUGGUUCUUUGCCGUGCAGACCGUGUCUGGCUUUUACCAGUUUUGUAGCUCUGAUUGGCAAGAGAUACAUUUUGAUGCAGAAAAAGAUAAGAUUGAAGAUGCCCUUCAAACUAAUAUUCAGGAAUGCUUGAGUGCUGCCGAGUGUUUUGAAGAAGACGACGCUAACAGCAGAGAGUCCUUGAGCUUGGCUGAGCUGUAUGAAGAAUCUGCAGAAAGCUUGCACCAGUUAGCAGACCAGCUUCCUGCCCCCGGUAGAGCAAUGAUAGACGUCAUACUCUUGCCCUCUGACAAAGAGCCGCCUAAGCUGAAGGACUGUUUGCCCGCCAUCGGAGCAUUAAAGCACCUGCGAGACUGGCACUCAGCGAAGGUCACCGUAGCAGGAAAUCACUGUGAAAUAAACUGUCAGAGGAUUGCAGAAUACCUUUCUGCUAAUGUCGUAUCUUUAGAAGAGCUCGGCAACGUGAUCGACUCAAAGGAACUAUGGAGGGGGAAGAUCCAGAUAUGGGAGAGACAGUUUGGAUUUGAAGUUAGUUUUCCUGAAUUUUGUUUGAAGGGCAUCACACCUAAGAAUUUUAGUACAUCUAAUUUGAAUACUUGCUUUCUUGCCAAAAAGAUAACACCAUCAAAGGAUAAAGAUAUUUUGCCAAAGGUUUUCCAUUAUUACGGCCCUGCCUUGCAGUUCGUGCAGAUGCUCGACCUAGCAGCGCUGCCCUCCUGCUACCUGUCCGACGUGGAGUUCGAGCUAGCGCUACAGGACAGCGGCCGGCAGAACUCCGCGGUGCUGCUGGAGCAGAUCUCCUCGCUGUGCGGCAAGGUGGGCGCCCUCUUCGCACUGCCCUGUACGGUCAGCAGCGUGUUCCUCCCGCCGCCCAGCCAGCUCAGCUCGAGGAAGUGGAGGGAGAGCGUGGCCAGGAAGCCCGGGACGCUCGGCGCAGUCCCCGCCGUGGACGUGAAAGGAGAGCGAGCCAGCUACCACCUCCUGGUGCGCGGCCGGGCGCGCGGGCAGUGCCGGGCCACCCUGCUGCACUCGGCCGGCCAGAUCAACGGCGCCGCGGCCCUCAGCGCGCUCCGCGGGGCCAGGACGAUGCCGGCGGGGGCAGCGGACAUCGGGCUGCGCUGUCCGGUGGACCUCACAGCAAUUCCACGUCUCUCGGGGGAGCAGGUCGUGCAGAGGGAGGCACGCCUGGCCGCAGCACAGGCCCUGGUGCUGAGGGGAUGCCUAGAAAGGAGAAAGUUGGCCAAGGAGCCUGCAGCGUUUUCUGCUGAUGAACUCAGAAGUCUGUUAAGGCUCACCAGGGAACGCUUUCUCCGUCAUUUGGAUGCUCUUACUCCUAAAAUGGUUCUAAAACAGGGACAUAAAAUUACAACCUCAGCCAUGUUAAAUGGUGCUGCGCAAGUAGAACCUGACUCUUCGAAUCCAGUGGAAACCAGUUCUUUGGAGUGGCCAGAAAAGCACGUUCUUCAAAAUCUGGAAACUGUUGAAAAGGCUAGCCAAAAAAUAAGAGCCCACUCAUUACCUCGUUCAUCGGAGCAGCUGCUGGGCCAUAAAGAGGGCCCCCGGGAUUCGGUCCCGCUGCUGGACGCGAAGGAACUGCUGAAGCACUUUACCUCCGACGGACUGCCGGUGGGGGAUCUCCAGCCUCUGCCCGUGCAGAAAGGGGGCAAGACCUUUGCUGUGACACCAGAACUUAGUCCUGGGAAACUCCGGGUGUUGCCUUUUGAGAAGGCCUCGGUGUGUCAUUACCACGGGAUUGAAUAUUGCUUGGAUGACCGGAAGUCUUUAGAGAGAGAUGGGGGAUUUUCAGAACUGCAAUCUCGUCUUAUUCGGUACGAAACACAAACGACCUGCACCCGGGACGUUUUUCCCGGGCCGGUGGUGCUCAGCCCGGCUCCGUCACCUGCGGUUCCAGAGCCUGGGAGUGGGCCUGAGGGAGAGGCGCUGCAGAGCGAGCUCGGAACCGAAGCAUCCCGCCUGAAGCGGAGGUCCAGGGACCUGAGCUCCCUUCAGCCCCCAAAAAGGCUUAUGAAACCGGACAGCCCAGAUUCGCUUCUGUCCCGGCCGAGAGGCAGCAGUCGGCGUCCCGCGGUGACAUCAGGGAGGCCGUCGGCCGAGACUCGCCCUUCCAUUCCAGUUCCCAGCCGCACAGCUCCAAAAGUCAUGAAAAGGGCCAGUUCCAGUCAAAGCAGCGCCCACGAGUCACAGCCAGCAAAGCUCACGAAGGAGUCAAGGUCCCAGAAGCACACCCGGAUUCUGCGAGACGUGGUGGCCGAGGCCCUGAGGAGACACCGCAUCACCGAGGCUCACGAGUGCUUCCCUGCCUGCAGCCAGCGGCUCUUUGAGGUCUCCAAGUGCUACCUGAAGGAUCUUAAAACUUCAAGAGGUCUCUUGGAAGAAAUGAAGAAAACAGCAAACAGCAAUGUCAUACAGGUAAUUGAAUGGGUCUUGGAAAAAACAAGCAAGAAAUGAUACCGACUCCUUCUCUUUCGGACAAGAACAAGUCUUGAUGUCACUGUUUACUACUUCAAUCCUUAGCUUGAAAAUGAGAAACAAAUUCAAUUUUUGUCAGGUAAUAGGUGUUAAUAUUUCUGAAGCAUUUUAUAAGUAUCCUUUAUUUACAUAGUUUGGUAAUGUUCAAUUAAUGUAUUUUUAAUUAUGUACAUAUUUUAUACUGUUUACAAUAUUUUAAUUUUUAAAAUAUUUUUUGUUUUAAAAUUUUACUCUUGCCAUGUUAGUUAUUACAAUAAAGAGCACUGUUUGCUGAAA
Molecule: messenger RNA, 3100 nt
Organism: Cavia porcellus (domestic guinea pig)
Lineage: Eukaryota; Metazoa; Chordata; Mammalia; Rodentia; Caviidae
Gene: Mtbp
Product: MDM2 binding protein
Exons: 22
Coding region: 104-2803 (899 amino acids)
Biological process (GO): regulation of protein ubiquitination; protein localization to kinetochore; traversing start control point of mitotic cell cycle
Cellular component (GO): kinetochore
Source: RefSeq, a predicted model, not a curated record